Molecule: messenger RNA, 6656 nt
Organism: Amblyraja radiata (thorny skate)
Lineage: Eukaryota; Metazoa; Chordata; Chondrichthyes; Rajiformes; Rajidae
Product: un-named hu7910
Exons: 36
Coding region: 178-3300 (1040 amino acids)
Biological process (GO): peptidyl-aspartic acid hydroxylation
Cellular component (GO): membrane; endoplasmic reticulum
Molecular function (GO): peptidyl-aspartic acid 3-dioxygenase activity; protein binding
Source: RefSeq, a predicted model, not a curated record
UCAAUCAACGGUAUCGCGGCAUGGGGUUAGGUUGCGGCCGCGAGCCGACGUCAAACUGACGGUUGAAGUUUGGUUUAACGUCGCGGUGAAGAGCGGGCAAAGAGGCGAUUGUUUACUGUCGGCUCCUUCCCAGUCUCCCCGCUUCACACUGAAGCAAACAUCUCAAUCAAGCAAGUCAUGGCUUCGAAAAGCAAAGGCAACAGCAGCAGAUCAAGCUCUGCGGGCUCGAGGAAAGAUAAACAUGGUUCUAAUAAAAAUGGGAAGAAAGGAGAUGGGCCUUCUGGAACUUCAUUCUUCACGUGGUUCAUGAUAAUUGCUUUACUUGGAGUCUGGUCAUCGGUAGCUGUUGUUUGGUUUGACUUGGUGGAUUAUGAGGACGUUCUGGCAAAGGCAAAGGAAUUCCGUUAUAAUUUUUCAGAGGUAUUGCAAGGGAAACUCGGAAUCCAUGAUGCCGAUGGUGAUGGCGAUUUUGAUUUGGAAGACGCCAAAAUUUUGCUAGGCCUCACUAAAGGUGAUGGUAGUGAGGAACAAAUUGAUACUCUCGAGGAGGUCCUAGAUAUUAUAACAGAGGAAUCCUCAGAUUGGGUAUAUGGUUUCCUCUCAUUUCUGUAUGAUGUAAUGACGCCUUUUGAAAUACUAGAAGAAGAAAAUGAAGCAUCAGAGGAUGUUGCUGAACCAGGAGGGAAUGUGAAAGCAAAAGAAAAGUCUAAGGAAAAAGUGAAGGAAGUGUUGCGAGAGCUAAAAAAGGCAAAAGAGAAACCCGAAACAAAGAAAGCUAAGCGACCCAAACCUUCAAGAAUUGCUGAGGAAAAGUCCAAGAAAUCAAAGAAAGAAAAGGUAGAGUUGAAAACGGUGAAAAAGGAAAAGCCUGAGCGGAGUUCUGAAAUGAGGAAAAGGGGGCAUGAGAAUGAGAAGACAACGGCCAAGGUUGAGAAAGUGAAAGCAAAGGAAAAAUCAGAGUCCUUGCAAGAGAAAUUUAAAAAGUUCUUUCAAAAAUUUAAAGUUGAAAAAAAUGUGCAAGUGAAAGCUAAAGAGGAACCCAAGGUGGUCAAGGUUAAGUCUAUCAAUAAAGAAAAAAUAAAUAAAUGGAGCCAUGGACUUGGAGCCCUAAGAUCCUUUGGUACAUCAAUGCUAUUAAGGCUGUUGUCAUUAAAACUAUACAUCUCCUUUAUAUUCAAUUGUACAAGAGGAUUGAAGGAAGCGGAAGGGCCGAUACCUGCUGAACAUUUUGGGAAAAACGAAGAGCCAAUACAUCCACCGGUUGAGACAGAAACUGAACAAGAAACACCUGGAUCAAUUGACGCCACUGUGGCACAGGAGUAUUUCGCAACAAAUAUAGAAGAGCCAGCAGAGGAGGAGGAGCCAGAGCCAACAGAGGAGGAUAUAUUAGAAGCACCUCCUGAAGUUGAAUAUGAGGCUGAACCUGACCACGAAAAAGCAGAUGCUCGAGAUGAGUCUGCGUAUGUGGAAGACGAAAUAUAUUCUGAAAGAGAAGAGACAUUAGUUCUUUAUGUUGUAGAUGAAGCAAUCUUUGAGCCUGAAGAAGUAGUCUCUGAACAAGAUAAUCCAGAUGUUUAUGAAUCUGAAGUGGAAGAUUUCUCAGAUCAUCUGGACAGUGAAGGUGACAUGGAGGAAGAUUUUCCAAUGAGUGAUCAAUAUAUUGAAGAUAAAGAGCUGGAGCUUGAAGAUAGAAUGGAUGAAUUUUAUGCUGAAGAGCCAGAGCAAGUUCCAGAGAUUGACAACAUACAAGAGGCAUUGCCUGUUCAAGAGCAAGAUGAAAAUGAUUUAGCAGCCAAUGGAUCUCAGAACUUGGAUGUGGAAUCUGAAAUCCAAGAUGCCGUGCCUCUUCCUGAGGCAGUGGAAGAUCUUGUGGAGAAAGAGGAUGAUACCUUGGAGGCUACAGACAAACAUCCAACUGAAGAAGGUGAACCAAAAGAAGAAGCAAUUGCACCUGAACCAGAAAAAAGAUCUGACUCUGAAAUGAAGAAGGAAGAAAAAGCUAAGAAGAAGAAACCAAAACUCUUGAAUAAGUUUGAUAAGACCAUUAAAACCGAAUUGGAUGCUGCUGAAAAACUGCGCAAAAAGGGUAAAUCUGAAGAGGCACUCCAAGCAUUUAAUGAACUUCUCAGAAAAUACCCCCAGAGUCCCCGAGCUAAAUAUGGAAAAGCACAGUCAGAGGAUGAUUUGGCAGAGAAGAUGCGAAGCAAUGAAAUUCUUCAAAAAGCAAUCGAUACCUAUGGAGAAGUGGUCGAUAUGUCAAAUCCACCUGCUGAUCUGGUGAAGCUGGCUGUAAGACGACAGGCAAACAGACAACAGUUCUUAGGUCACAUUAAACAUUCUGUCAUGACCCUUAAGAAGCUGGUAUCUCUUUACCCAGAUGAUGUCUCAAUUAAGAAUGAGCUUGGAGUAGGUUAUUUGUUAAUGGGAGACAACAAUAAUGCCAAGAUGGUGUAUGAAGAGGUUUUGGCCAUUGCUCCAAAUGAUGGAUUUGCUAAAGUUCAUUAUGGUUUUAUCCUCAAAGCUACAAAUCAGAUAGCAGAGAGCAUUCCAUAUCUUAAGGAAGGAUUAAUGUCUGGAGACCCAGGCACUGAUGAUGGACGUUUUUACUUCCACUUAGGAGAUGCAUUGCAGAGAGUGGGUGAUCAAGAUGCAUAUGUAUGGUAUGAACUGGGACACAAAAGGGGCCACUUUGCAUCAGUGUGGCAGCGUUCACUCUACAAUGUGAAUGGACUUAAGGCGCAACCUUGGUGGACACGUAAAGAAAUAGGGUAUACUGAAUUGGUAAAGGCUCUUGAGAGAAAUUGGAAGUUAAUCCGUGAUGAGGGUCUGGCUGUUAUGGAUAAAGAGAAAGGUUUUUUCUUGCCUGAAGAUGAAAAUUUGAGGGAGAAAGGAGACUGGGGCCAGUUUACAACAUGGCAGCAAGGCCGUAGGAUUGAUAAUUCCUGUAAACAAGUUCCAAAAACCUGCGCCUUACUGGAAAGAUUUCCUGAGUCAACAGGGUGUAAACGCGGGCAGAUUAAGUAUUCGAUUAUGCAGCCAGGGACACAUGUCUGGCCUCAUACUGGACCAACAAACUGCCGCCUAAGAAUGCAUCUUGGCCUAGUUAUUCCGAAGCAGGGGUGUAGAAUACGCUGUGCGAAUGACACCAGAGAAUGGAAAGAGGGAAAAGUGAUCAUCUUUGACGAUUCCUUUGAGCAUGAGGUUUGGCAAGACGCUGACAGCUACAGACUUAUCUUCAUAGUGGAUGUGUGGCACCCAGAGCUGACAGCCCAGCAACGAAGAACACUUUCACCAAUCUAAUCGCGUGUGUGGGACAUAAAAUAAACAGGGAAAUUUUGGGAGUUGAGUUAAAUGAAGACAUGAUUAUGUUAUGAAAUGUAGUGAGUUCUUUAGUUGUUUUUUUAACUCUUAGUACAGUGGAGUUUUCUGAGAAUGAGGGAUGAUCUACUUUGGAGAGAAAAAUGAUCAGUUGAUUAGAUGAGGAAUCUCCAGGAGUAUUUUUAAGGGGAGGUUAUUUUUAUAUUAGGUAAUGAAAAUUUGAGCUCUGACCUCUUCCAAUUAAAAAAAAGACAUAGUGACCAAUGGUGGAUGAGAUCUUCAGAAGAAAGUUCAACAUGGCAUUUUUUUAUAUCGUAAUUAGAACAUUUUCAAUGUACACAAUACUUGUCUCAAGCCAUUGAACAAUCUCUUCAUUGUGAAAAUCAAGGUGGAUUGUAUUGUUUUUCACUAUGUUACAUACGCUGAUUAUGCUCUGCCUAAUUUUCAUUAGGCACAGUAACUGUUACAUUCACACAACUGGUCUUUCGUAUUUCCAUAUGGAAUCAAUCUGUAUAUAUUUUGAUUAUAUUAACUGUACACAAGUUCCUUAAUUUUACAUAUUGACCAGUUAUGUAAAGAUAAUCUAUGCUUCUCAUUAUUAUACUUAGUCACUGUGUAUAUUCUAUCACAGGUUUAACUGAAAUCAGUAUUUUAUUUCUAGGCUUACACUGACAAUUAAUUUUUGAUGUACCAGUGCACUUUCUGAACAAUUAACAAGAAAUAUUAAUUUAGAUUGUUUUGGCCUAUUUUUCAAUUUUGGAUUUUCUUUUUGUUUACACAAUCAAUGCUUCUCCCCUCAAUGGAAGAGCUGCCUUUGAGAAGUUACUAAGCCUGACAGUGUGAGCGAGAUUGAUUAACACACAUAGUUGAAAUGACAUGAUCACUGAAGCAUUCUGAGUUAGCAGAUGUAUCUGUGCUUAUACUUAGUCUCCCCCACACUGUGCUUAGUAACUUGUCCAAAAUCAUUCCCCCAGCAGUAUCACAAGUGCUCACUGUUCAAGAGGAGUCAAAAUUAACAUGCGUAUUGUAAGUAGAGUAAGUUUAUUUUCAGUGUUGCUUGCUGCACUUAUAAAAGUGGUCUCCUUUUGAGUGUAAACUUAGAUGUAUUUGAUGAAAAGAACUCAAACUGCAUUCCCAUGAGAUACUAACUGCUUUUGAUGCCAACGUUGAACUUUUUUAGCGUGACGAAAAUGAACAAAUGCCAAUGUGAGAGGCACUGUCAUCCAAUAGCUGGCUGAUACAUCUGUGCAAAAUGCCAAAAAGCAGAUGGCCAAUGACAGCCUUAAUACAUCUACAAUAAAGUGACCAUAUGUUUUUACAUUCAAAUUUAUUACACUAAGUAUAAAUGACAGACUCUGUGUUGCAGGGGCAACACUAGGAGGACUGAAUUCUCCACAUAGGAAUAAUCAAGAUAAUUUUGUCUCAGAGCAGUUAUGUGAGCAGUCAGAUCCCUGUGGAGAACUGAAGAUUACAAGUUAGUCCACAAUGUAGGAAACAGCAAUUUCCAAUUAGUUAUUAGUAAAUUUUGGCACACCAACUUAAACUGUAGAACAUUGGGAACAUAUCUGUACCUUAAUGUUUCUUAUUUUGUUGUUGUGUAAAUAAUUCAGUUGGACUACUUCUAUGAAUGCCAGUUCUGGUGGAUUUAUUGACCGAACUACACGGGAAUUGGAUUAGCUGCAGAAGCGGAAGGAGUGUUUUGUUUCUGUUAAUCUGGUUUAUUGUUGUCUAUCAUUUCCAUGAUGACUUUAUUGGAGUCCUAUAUAAUGUAAAUGUAAUUGAAUUACCUAACCUUACAUUACUAUGGUAACCCUAUGAAUUGUGGCUUUGUUUUAUUUACCUCUUUUUCAGAUGCACUGAAGUCAACAUGCUUGCAGUGAUAACUAAAGCUGUGCAGUACCCAGCCUUCCAGUGACUUUGAUCAGAUUAGACAUCUGUUUAUUGUCACGGCAAAGUCAAAAAAGUUACAUUAGCGAGAUCUUCAAUGAGAUUUAAAGCAGCUUUCCCUUUGACUUUGGUUUUUCAUGUUACAAAAGCAAGAAGCAUUUUUUUAGCCAUAAAUAAAACCAUGGUGGGUGAUUUGAAAGAUUUGUAACAUUUAGAUAAUUGUUAUUAAAAAUUAUUUAUUAUGGUAAGAUUGCUUUACUUAUUGAAAUAUUGUACAUGGAAGUUUAAAGAGCCUGUGUUUGCUAUCGCAUGGUGCUGUAUUUUAGGUGGGAGCUGACAUUAAGCAGGUGAAUACUUUCUUUUCCGGUCCCAAGCAUCAGAUAAAUUCUUGUUUUGCAUACUCAAUUAGAGCAGUUCAGCUUUGGAAAGGUUAUAAUAGCUUACACUAAUUUUCAAAAAGUGUCAAACACCAAUUCACUUCUGUUUCAAAGGACGACAUGUUAUAGGAUUUUUUAAACCUGUGGGAGACUCUACUUUAUGUUUUAUUAGCUGUGAACAACUAAAUUAGAUUUUAUUUUUGACUUUUUAUGAACAGGUUUUUUUCUUCUUUUUUUUUAGUCCACUGGUGACUGCACUGAAAUUCUUGUGGAUCCUGUCAUUGAUAUGUUGGGAUUUUAAUUCUGAAGUCAAACCUACUGUAUAUCAUUGGAUAAAAUGAAUUAGCCUCGAGUUUUAUGUGUAUGUAUUAUGAGUACUGGUAUCUUGUCAAAUUGGUACUUCGUUAAAGUAUUUUCCUGAAAGUAGGCGUGGUUUUUCUUUUAUUCUGAGUACAGCAGGUUUUAGUGCAUCUCAUGGCCUAUGUUCUAGAGAUUGAGAAUUUUUUAUAACUGUGAAUCAUGUCUUCUCAGAUACUGAACGACACAAAGUGUAGUUGAGCUUUGCUUUCAUUUUAGAUGCCAAUUUAGUUUUGGAACAAAUGGAAUAUACAUUUUUGAAAAGAGUAUAAAUCUAGUAUUCUUUGAAUAAAAUGCAGCCGCCACUUUUGAAGCAAAAACUAAAUCUGAAAUCAAAAUAGGAAAAUAUCAGAAAAAAUUAACAUGUCAAGCAGCAUCUGUGGAGAGAGGAACAGAGUCAACAUUCCAAGUCUGUUCAUGAAUUCUGAUGCUGCCUGGCCUGCUGAGUGCAUCUGGCAUUUUUCUGUGUUUGCAACUAUCACUAUGCAGAUAUCAGUACUGUAUCUCCAAUUGUAAAUAGAUUUUGAAAUUAAUAAUUGGAUGCUUCUCACAAGUUUUGCUUUAGGUUUUUAUGCAACUUAUUGCAUUAGUAAACAUUUAAUUCCAGUGGAGAAUGCUGCGAGGAAUGUCUGUGACCUACUAUAGAACACAAAAGCAUUGUAACCUGCUGUAUAAGAUAUUAAUCCUGAUGUUUCCCAAAAUAAAGCACAAAAAAAA